Messenger RNA from Fragaria vesca subsp. vesca, 1044 nucleotides. RefSeq names its product putative receptor-like protein kinase At1g80870-like. The coding region runs from base 1 to 1044 and encodes 347 amino acids. The record is from RefSeq and is a predicted model, not a curated record. Lineage: Eukaryota; Viridiplantae; Streptophyta; Magnoliopsida; Rosales; Rosaceae. The transcript has 2 exons. Gene Ontology annotation, molecular function: protein kinase activity; ATP binding. Gene Ontology annotation, biological process: protein phosphorylation.
AUGCUGUCUAGAGCCUUGACUGUAACCAGAAAGAGCCCUAAGGAUGAUGUCUACAUACGCGAUCUCGCCUGCAGCCAAUCGGGCAGCUCCUUCAAUGACUACGAGGACUGCAUCGUCGGCUUCAUGGAGGAUUUGCCACUCGUCCCCUGCGACCACGACAAGAAGUGUGUCGGAUGUGGGGAGAGCCUGGCACACUUAACCUUGAGGGGUGUGCUUAGAGGUUCGGUGGGUGUGAUCGGAGAGAGCCGGUUGGCAAUGACGGAGAAGGUGGUGCUCUUGGGAGGAAGAGUGUGUGCGGUCAAGAGGUUUAGGCAGCUGAGUAUUAAAAGACGCGAGUUUGGCAAGAGAAUUGAGAGGUUGGCUGAGGUGAGUAGGAAGUGUGAUUUUCUUGUUCCAGUCACUGCUUAUUUGUUUGCCAAGAGGAUCAAGUUUGUGCUCUCCGAUUAUCGCCCCAUGGGAAGCCUCGCUGACUUGCUUGCUGGUGCGAGGGAUCAUGGUCACACGGCGCUGGUUUGGAACCAAAGGCUGGCCAUAAUUUGCGAUAUUGUAAAAGCAAUAUCCUAUGUCCACAAACAACCUCCAUACCAGAAGAACAUGAUAAUGAACAUCCAUGGCAGCGUCAAGGCCUCAAACGUGUUAGUGAACAUCGAUUUCUCAGCAUGCUUAUCGGAUUACGGGUUCACCCAGUUGGCGGAGCAAGUGGAGAUUCCGGAAGGGCAGGUGAUGAAGUCGCCCCGGUGGCUGGUGGAGAAGACCAACUAUUCGAAUGAGUUGUCGCAGAGGGCUGACAUUUACAACUUUGGGGUGAUACUGCUGGACAUUUUAGCAGGGCCAAAGGGUCUGAGUCUGCUGAGAAUGGGAAUGAAUGAGAAGAAGGAAGCCAUGAGAUGUGGUGUUUUGGAUUUGGUUGAGUUUGGUGUGAAGGAUGGGAAAGAACAGAGGCAAGUAUCGAAGCUCUUCGGCAUGGCCUUGACAUGUACAAAUGCCAACCCGGAGGUUAGGAAAACAAUAGAUGAGGUUAAUUUUGAAAUCUCGAGGAUGUAA